This is a messenger RNA of Adineta ricciae, 909 nucleotides long. The record is from the annotation of a GenBank genome assembly. Lineage: Eukaryota; Metazoa; Rotifera; Eurotatoria; Adinetida; Adinetidae.
AUGUCAGUUGGAAAUUCUGUUGUCCCCGAUGAUGUUCUGCAACUAGAAAAUAACAACUUCUUUGAAUUUGUGAAAUUAUUUGCCGGUGAAAAAUUAUCAAACGUUAUUAAAUUUCAAGAUAUUAGCAAUGCGCAAUGUCUUCUUGCUUGCGAAGAUCCAUUCGAGAUUCUUUUACUGGAUUCCGAUGAUUUAGUUGACUUACAAAAGCAAGCAUGUGUAAAGUUAAAAAGUAGUGGUUUUGUUGUCUUACCUGGUUUAAUAUGUAAAAUGAAGAUCUUGAAAGGUGCAUUAAUAAACAAGCGUACUGAAUUGAAGAGAAGGCGAAUCAUCUCUGAUAAUGUCAAUCGCACAUCUGGCACAUUAUCGAAUAGUUCAGUUAUCAACAAUGGUAAUAACUUAACACAAUUAUCUGUUCAAGAGUCGAAUAUUUAUUCGUCGUCAACUGCUACGAGUUAUGCAACUGAAGAUAAACUUAAACAGCAUUUGGUUAAUUUAGUUGAUGAUUGGUGUGAGAAAUUCUCGCAAAAUAAAAAUCAACUUGCUUUUCGUCUACAACACGAUCUGGAUUAUCUAAUUAUUGUCGAUCUUGUAUCAAACAAAGCAUUAGUCAAAUGUCGGUGCGGUGUGAAAUCGAUGCUCGGCCAGAAGGACAGCCGUUAUAUUUUAUCGAACUUUAUUCGUCAUUUAACACAUAAAAAUCCAUGCGUUAUGGUCAAAGAAAAAUUGGCUAGCAUUAAUGCGAAUGUUAAUAUCAAUAAUGUUUCGGACGGGAAUGAUACUAAUGAGUCUGUCGAUGUCGAAUCAAAUAGCAUGUCGGACUUAGUGUCACGCGCUCCUUCAUCAUUAGGGAAAAGGCGAAAAGAUCAAACAGUGAAUUCAUCAUCAUCAAAGAAGAAAAGAAGUAUUUGA